Phaethon lepturus (White-tailed tropicbird) is the source of this 3959-nucleotide messenger RNA. RefSeq names its product diacylglycerol kinase, delta 130kDa (gene DGKD). The transcript is spliced from 29 exons. The record is from RefSeq and is a predicted model, not a curated record. Gene Ontology annotation, biological process: intracellular signal transduction; diacylglycerol metabolic process; lipid phosphorylation. Lineage: Eukaryota; Metazoa; Chordata; Aves; Phaethontiformes; Phaethontidae. The coding region runs from base 13 to 3495 and encodes 1160 amino acids. Gene Ontology annotation, molecular function: ATP-dependent diacylglycerol kinase activity; protein homodimerization activity; protein heterodimerization activity.
AUAAAAGAGGGGAUGCUGAUGAAACAGACCAGCUCCUUCCAGCGCUGGAAGAGACGAUAUUUUAAGCUGCGAGGACGAACGCUCUACUAUGCAAAAACCGCUAAGUCCAUUAUUUUUGAUGAGGUGGAUCUGACAGAUGCCAGUGUGGCAGAAUCCAGCACUAAGAAUGUCAACAACAGCUUCACGAUUAUCACUCCAUGUCGGAAGCUCAUCCUUUGUGCUGAUAACAGAAAAGAGAUGGAAGAUUGGAUUGCAGCACUGAAGACUGUACAAAACCGUGAACAUUUUGAGUCUACCCAGUACAGCAUGGACCAUUUCUCAGGGAUGCAUAACUGGUACGCCUGCUCGCAUGCUCGGCCAACGUACUGCAACGUGUGUCGGGAGGCAUUAUCUGGAGUCACAUCUCAUGGGCUCUCAUGUGAAGUGUGCAAGUUCAAAGCCCACAAGCGGUGUGCUGUGCGGGCAACCAAUAAUUGCAAGUGGACAACUCUGGCCUCUAUCGGGAAGGAUAUCAUUGAGGAUGAAGAUGGGAUCUCAAUGCCACAUCAGUGGUUGGAAGGAAACCUGCCCGUGAGUGCCAAAUGCACUGUGUGUGACAAAACCUGUGGCAGUGUCCUACGUUUGCAAGACUGGCGCUGCCUUUGGUGCAAAGCCAUGGUACACACAGCAUGUAAAGAGUUGUUGCCAAACAAGUGCCCUCUUGGGCUGUGCAAAGUAUCUGUCAUUCCUCCUACUGCUCUUAACAGCAUUGAUUCAGAUGGUUUCUGGAAAGCUACUUGUCCCCCUUCUUGCACAAGCCCUUUGUUAGUCUUUGUCAACUCAAAAAGUGGAGACAACCAAGGUGUAAAAUUUCUGCGAAGAUUCAAACAGCUACUGAAUCCAGCCCAGGUCUUUGACCUCAUGAAUGGAGGACCUCACCUUGGUUUACGCUUAUUCCAGAAAUUUGACACUUUCCGGAUUCUAGUUUGUGGUGGGGACGGAAGUGUUGGCUGGGUUCUCUCCGAAAUUGAUAGCCUCAAUCUUCACAAGCAGUGCCAGCUGGGAGUGCUGCCCUUGGGAACAGGGAAUGACCUUGCCCGUGUGUUAGGUUGGGGAUCUGCUUGUGAUGAUGAUACCCAGCUCCCACAGAUCCUGGAGAAGCUGGAGAGAGCCAGUACCAAAAUGCUGGACAGGUGGAGCAUCAUGGUGUAUGAAACCAAACUCCCUCGCCAGGCCUCCACUUCCACAGUCACUGAAGAUUUCAGUGAGGAUUCUGAGGUGCAGAAGAUUCUCUUCUAUGAAGACUCUGUGGCUGCUCAUUUGUCCAAAAUUUUGACUUCUGACCAACACUCAGUGGUCAUCUCCUCAGCCAAGGUGCUUUGUGAGACAGUGAAGGAUUUUGUGGCUCCAGUAGGGGAAGCCUAUGAGAAGGCAACGGAAAGCUCAGAGGAAUCAGAGGUCAUGGCCAGGAAGUGCUCUGUCCUGAAGGAGAAGCUGGACUCACUGCUGAAGACACUGAAUGAUGAAUCUCAAGCAUCUUCAUCUCUGCCAAACCCUCCUCCCACCAUUGCAGAGGAAACCGAAGAUGGUGAUGGGUCAGGCAGUGCUUGUGAUUCUUCUAGUGACCGGUCGGUGGGUUCGUCAUGUACUGCACGGCCCCAGAUAUUUCGUCCCCGAGAACAGCUCAUGUUGAGAGCCAACAGUUUGAAAAAAGCCAUUCGUCAGAUAAUAGAGCAUGCAGAAAAAGCUGUAGAUGAGCAGAACGCCCAGACCCAGGAGCAGGAGGGCUUCCUCCUUAGUCUGUCAGCCUCUGAAGAGGGCAAGGAGCUGAGGAACGAGGAUAAGAUCUCCCUGCAGUCAUCACACAGCAGCAGCUAUGGAGUGUCCAAAGGGAGGAGCCAGCGGAAAGUGUCCAAGUCUCCUUGCGAAAGACUAAUAAACAAAGGAAGUUUGUCGCUGGGCAGCUCUGCAUCUCUUCCUCCCCAGACAGGAAACCGGGACAACUUGCCAAUGCUGAACACAAAAAUCCUCUACCCAAAUAUCCGUGCUGGCAUGUCUGGUUCUUUGCCUGGGAGCUCCGUCAUCAGCCGAUUGUUGAUCCAUGCUGAUCCCUUUAACUCUGAGCCUGAAAAUCUUGAAUGUUACACAGAGAAGUGUGUCAUGAAUAAUUACUUUGGAAUUGGACUGGAUGCAAAGAUUUCUUUGGACUUCAACAACAAACGUGAUGAGCACCCAGAGAAAUGCAGAAGUCGUACUAAAAACAUGAUGUGGUAUGGAGUAUUGGGCACCAAGGAGCUGCUACACAGAACAUACAAAAACCUGGAGCAGAAAGUCUUGCUGGAGUGUGAUGGAAGGCCAAUCCCUUUGCCCAGUCUCCAAGGAAUCGCCGUACUCAACAUUCCCAGCUAUGCAGGAGGCACCAACUUCUGGGGAGGGACCAAGGAAGAUGAUACAUUUACAGCCCCCUCCUUUGAUGACAAGAUUUUGGAGGUGGUAGCAGUGUUUGGUAGCAUGCAGAUGGCAGUGUCACGAGUGAUAAACCUACAGCAUCACCGGAUUGCACAGUGUCGGACGGUGAAGAUAGCAAUCCUAGGAGAAGAGGGAGUUCCCGUGCAAGUGGAUGGAGAAGCCUGGAUCCAGCCUCCGGGUUACAUUUGGAUCGUUCAUAAGAACAGAGCACAAACCCUCACCCGAGACAGGGCAUUUGAGAGCACCCUGAAGUCCUGGGAGGACAAACAGAAGUGUGAGUUGUCCCGACCCUCUUCUUUCUCUCUGCAACCAGAGAUCAUGUCCGAAGAAGAAUCCACCCAGAUCAACCAGUUUGGUCAAGCUGCAGGUGCUCUGAUCCACAGCAUUCGGGAAAUAGCCCAAUCCUAUCAGGACAUGGAACAGGAGCUUGCCCAUGCUGUCAAUGCCAGCUCCAAGUCAAUGGACAAAGUCUACGCUAAAUCCAAGUCUACAGAGGGUCUCAACUGCAGCCUUGUUGUAGAGAUGGUGAAUAAUGUCAAAGCCCUGCAUAAUGAGACAGAGCUGCUGCUGGCGGGCAAGAUGGCGCUGCAAUUAGAUCCUCCACAGAAGGAGCAGCUCCAAGCAGCCCUAGCAGACAUGGACCUUCAGCUGAGGAAACUAGCAGACAUUCCUUGGCUGUGGCAGCUUAUGGAGCCCUGCGAUGAGGAGAACCAGAUGCUGGAUUAUUCUAAACGCAGUCGCAGUGGCAAAUUCCGUCUGGUGACCAAGUUUAAAAAGGAGAAGAACAACAAAAAUAAGGAGACUCAUAGUAGCAUGGGAUUGCCGGUUCACCUCUGGGGAACGGAGGAGGUUGCGGCCUGGCUUGAGCAUCUCAGUCUUUGUGAGUAUAAGGAUAUCUUCAUCCGGCAUGACGUCCGGGGCUCUGAGCUCCUGCACCUCGAACGGAGGGACCUCAAGGAUCUGGGUGUGACCAAAGUGGGUCACAUGAAGAGGAUACUGCACGGGAUCAAGGAGCUGAGCCGGAGUACUCCUGCCAGCGAGGUUUAGCCUCUAUUUUCACAGCCUGUGUCUACCAUUCCCCCUAACUGCACAGCAGUCACCUCACAGAGCAGAUGUGCUCACAACUGUCUCUGCUGAACAGCCAAAUUGUAGCUGUUCAGAGCUCAUAUCAACCAAGCAUGGUGCUACCUUUUUUCCUGUGGGGUACGGCUGUAUCCAGUCGAGAGGCACCUUAUCUGCGGUCAGGCAGAGCCUCCCGGAAGAAAACUCACUUGCUGUUUGAAGAACCGUGUCCUCCGACGUGGGAAGUUCUGGUUCCAGUGACAGUGCAGGACUCCUGAGAAUUGCAACACAGCUACCUUUACUGGAUAACUUCAUUGCAGUAGAAUUAUUCAGGGCAAAAGAUAUAUUGGCCAGUCUUAGUUCAGGAGCAUCUGAUGGUCUUUUCAGACCCAAGACUUUCCCACUCAUCUGUGUGUCACACCUGUAUCUUAGAGCAUUUAAGUGGGACA